AUGCCACCCAAAACCAAAACCAAAACCAUCCUCAUCACCGGCUGCUCAGCCAACAGCAUCGGCGCGGCGCUCGCCCUCUCCCUCGCCAAAAAGGGCCACCACAUCUUUGCCACCGCCCGCUCGCUCGCUAAAAUCCCCGAACCCCUCACCACCCUCUCCAACGUCACCCUCCUGCAGCUCGACGUGAGUUCUCCGGGCUCCGUCGCCGAGUCCGUCAAGGCCGUGCAGGACCACGGACAGGGGUUGGAUGUGUUGGUCAACAACGCCGGAGCGGGGUACACCAUCCCCCUGCUAGACGCGGACCUGGAUCACGCGAAGCAGGUCUACGAGACGAAUGUGUGGGGGGUGCUGCGGAUGAUCCAGGGAUUCGCGGACCUGCUGAUUCGCAAUCGGGGGCGAGUGGUUAAUGUCAGCAGCGUGGGGGCCGCGGUGAACACGCCUUGGAUUGGGAAGGGAGGGUUGCUUAUGACUACAGGGGUAUAUUCGUCAUCCAAGUCGGCCGUCGUGCAGAUCUCGGAAACCCUCAGGUUAGAAUUGGCCCCGUUGGGCGUCAGUGUUGUCUGCCUGAUGGUGGGCACCGUCACCACCUCGUUCCAUGACAAUGAGCCCCGCGUGGUUUUACCUGCGACCUCGCGCUAUGCGGCGAUCAAGGAGACCAUCUCGCAGUGGGCGACGGGCCAGGCGGGCCCCAAGGGGUGCUCGGUUGAUGAGUUUGCAAACUCGAUUGUAGAGGUUGUUUUGGGGGCCAACGGGGGCUUGGUCUGGAAGGGACCCUAUAGUGGUGCAAUCAAGAUUUUUUCGCGCUGGUGUCCGUCCUGGUUGCUGGAUCGUAUGAUGAGCAACGGGCAGGGAUUGGACGAACUGGAGAAAAGUGUGAAGAGUUGA
Messenger RNA from Aspergillus thermomutatus, 885 nucleotides. Its product is annotated as SDR family oxidoreductase. The record is from RefSeq and is a predicted model, not a curated record. Lineage: Eukaryota; Fungi; Ascomycota; Eurotiomycetes; Eurotiales; Aspergillaceae. The transcript is spliced from 3 exons. Gene Ontology annotation, molecular function: acylglycerone-phosphate reductase (NADP+) activity; triacylglycerol lipase activity. Gene Ontology annotation, cellular component: endoplasmic reticulum; lipid droplet. Gene Ontology annotation, biological process: phosphatidic acid biosynthetic process; triglyceride catabolic process. Bases 1 to 885 code for a protein of 294 amino acids.